This is a messenger RNA of Opisthorchis viverrini, 5061 nucleotides long. RefSeq lists its product as hypothetical. The transcript has 12 exons. Lineage: Eukaryota; Metazoa; Platyhelminthes; Trematoda; Opisthorchiida; Opisthorchiidae. Gene Ontology annotation, molecular function: protein binding. The record is from RefSeq and is a predicted model, not a curated record. Bases 1 to 3900 code for a protein of 1299 amino acids.
AUGAAACUGAGUGCCCGUGCAGACCGAGAAGCUUGGUGGACCCUAAAGGUCGAACGAAUUGAAGAGGCGAACAAUGCUGGAAACGUUCACAAGCUUUUCCACUCGAUUCUUUCCUCGGAAGCAUCUUGUCUGCGAAAUUAUCAGGGAUCAGAAUGGUUUCCUGUAUCCAGCAAAGGAGAACGUUGGGACAACUGGGCGCAGUACUUCGAACAGCAAUUCAUUUGGCCACUUGCUUCCUGCAAUUCGGACUGUCAACCUUCAAUAGGAAGGCAAAGACUGGAAAGUCUUCAAAACCCCAAUGUUCAAGUUGUUGCCGGUGCGAACCUUGUCGAUCUGGAGUACGCAGAUGACUUCUUCACCUUUGAAGACAAAGGCGAAGGACAAGCCCUGUUGAACAGAAUGACCGAUGUCAUACCAUCUUUCGGUAUGCGCCCUGUAUCUCCGAAGUGCGUGGUCGUGGUUCAGAACAUACAGUCACUGAAUACACCCUUUACAGUUCAAAGAGAAGCGCUGGAAACUGGAGAAUUUCACGGAACCAACCGGUCUUCGAAUUCCGAAAACGCAGCUCCAAUUGUGUUGCGUGCGGACAACGCGAUUCCAGUGUGCUGCAGUGUGUACUAUUUCGAGGUUAGCGUCAAUGUGAAAAAUCGCUCAGGGAAAAUAGAAAACGUGGAAAUACAUUUGCGAUGGUCUGUUGGGAGUAACUGGGUCCUUGAAAGUGAUGGAUUUGACCAAUUCGAAGAACAAAAGACGAAAACUAUAAAUAUUCGGUUAACCAUGGAGAAGAGUCGGGCUGGAUUGAAAGACAUUAUAAAUGAUGUGGAUACCUCAUUUAACAACACUGGUCAACCAGAUCUUUCCCGAUUUCUUAUCACGGAUGGAAUGGAGGCGAGCUCAUGUGGGUAUCACAGCAACAACGGAUCGAUAUUCCACGCAGGAAAAGAGCUCCCAACGUCCGGCCCCACUUUCGGCGAAACAGAUGUCAUUGGCUGUGGUGUGAAUUUCGUCACUAAUUCCGUAUUCUUUACCAAAAACGGUGUAUUUAUGGGACCGAUAAGCAUAGGAAGAAAGCUGCCCUAUCCCGUUUAUCCAUGCGUGGCCAUCGCUUGUUCCAAAUGUCACGUGAGUGCGAACUUCGGUCAGCAGAAAUUCUCGUUCGACAUUGGGCAGUAUAUUGCACGUGAACGCGCCGUGGUAAUCAGUGCCGCUGUGGAUCGAAAGUGUAACGACCAGUUAGCACAUGUGACUAUGCGGAAAUUGGUCGCUGCAUACCUACUGCAUAAUGGUUAUUUAGAUUCAGCUAGUGCUUUGGGUGGAUGGGUUUCGCAAACAACAAUUCCUGAGCCUCCACGAAGACCGAGCGAUUUGUUCCUAACCAACGGGGAUCGUAAAUCCACACCCGUAACAGGAAAGCCAACUGAACAAAAGCCAGCGGACGUUUCUCCGUUGUCUCCGGCGUCAUCUAUUCAAACGCCCGCCCUUGAAUCCUCCCGCUCUCUUUCAUCACCAGUUACGACCCCAUUCCAGUUUAAUUGCAGCACACCGAAUACAAAGGAAGAAGAUUUACUACAGUGGCCAGAACCAACGGAACUGUUGUUACGACGGCGUCAUUUGCGUGAUACCAUACGUCGUGGUGACUAUCUCUCCGCACUAGAACAAUUGGAAACACAUUUCAAGGCGCUUAUGGAACAGGAUCCUUCAAUCGGUUUCGUUUUACGAUGUCAUCAUUUUAUAAAUCUUAUGUGUAACCAAGCCGACUCCUCAUGUGCCUCAGGAAAGAAUCCUGACUCUGCUUCGGUUCCCACCCAACAGUCUUACUCCCCAGUCCACCGACAUAACUCUCAACCAGCCUUGAACAUCACAGAUGCUUCUUCACGCAUCGGUGCUCAGAAGCGCCCAAAGCCCUCCAGUUCGUUGGAGUCUUCACCCGAGCCAAUAGUAAAUGGAUUCAACGGCUGUGAACAGCAACCAUCCCGACAAUCGCGCCUGUUACCAACGCCGCGAGUUGUUCAAUCUCAACAUCAUCAGCAUGAGCAUAGUCCUUCGAGUUGCCAGGCCCCUAUCCGUCUGCGGCUAGACGCGCCAGCACAUUUGGAACGCCGUGCUUCACUCAAUGACACCACACCACUUCCCGUCUAUCCUCUUCACCAUCAGUGCUACCCCGACGAACCGCUUCGUAAUUGCUCUGUGACAACUCCGCCUACAACCGUUGAUCGACGGAGGCACUCUACGCAUGUUAUAAACCGAGUAGUCCCGGGUUCUCAUCGGAUUUCAGAGGGCCACAAACAUACCACAAGAGUGCUCGGAGGUGUGUGCCUUCCCGUCUGUGGGCCACCUGAGUUGGAACGUGGCCUUGACAGUAUCGGCGCUGCUGUCGGUCUGCUAGACUUGACCGGCACCGAACAACGGCUCGGCAACGGCCGUCCAAAGUGUAUCAAUAUCAUACGCCGUGGAAAAUCUCGUGACAGCUCUGUUGUGUCACCAUCAGCCGACCCACCAGCUCCCACCAAUGAAUCCGAAAAUGGGACUCGUCACCCCGUAGGCAAUUCUUACCACUGCUCUCGCGAGCCGUCAAUGAGUAAUGGGACAAACAUUCGAGUUUCCACCUUUACUAAUGGCGCUGUUUCGACACCCAGUCCGACGGAACCCUCACCUGCAUUUUCUCACUCAGCUACCCCUAACAAAUCACAGGAACUCAAUUCUGAAAUCGAGGACCAAAAGGACAAGCCAGACAGUAACAAAACCAACGGUUCUUCGAACGACAAUUCUUCCUGCCUCGUUCUUUCUUCCUGCUGGUCAACAAAAGAUGUGAUUUAUCUGGUCGAAUACGGCCGAAUGUUGCGUGCCACUGCUUUGGAGCUGCAAUGUCGUAAUGCAAUUACAGACAGUCAGCUGCAGCUACUAAGCGUGAGUCUCCUUUCCGAUGUUGUAUCAAAAUACCAGCUUUUCACAAGUAUACCUGUUGGUGUUUGGAUGCGUAGUAUAAAAGGCAAUGCUAAUACUUCACGUUCGAAAACAAAUGUUGAGCAGCUUCAAGUUGCAAAGUAUUCUAUCCACCUCAACCAACCAGCCUGUCCCGUUCUUGAUACAGCCCUUGCAUUUCUGGAAACUUCUCUAAUGGGUAGUGAUGGUGGGGCAUCUGGCCAAACCGGUGAUUCAGGCAUUGGCGUCAGUGGAAGCGAAGGGACUAGAACCAGUCUACAGCCUGUUGACCGUCUUUCAUCUCCCCGCCAUCCUCAGCGGACCCCGAUAGGAAAUAAUUCGUUUCCAGCUAGGCGCAGUUCUGAUCCUUCAGACGUUUUGAAUCAGCAACGAACCUCAACCGUUGCAUACACUGCCAACUUCCGGCGCACUUCACCAGUGCGGACAUUAGUUAUUUCACGUACAACCCGUCAGAAUCCAUCUUCGGCUGAUUCGCAGUCUCUUGGGACGGCGGAUACUGCGGAGGAUCCAUCUGUCAGGAUCACCCGAUUGACUGGUGAUACCCACAGUUCCGUUAUCUCAACUUCCAUCUAUAUACCACCUUCUGCCCUAGUUUCACUUGGAUCCCGCAGUCAACCCCAGUUGAAUAACCGUGCAUCAGCCAUCACAACAUCCCCAAGUACGACCUCUUCUGGGUUACUUCGACCUACUAGCCUAACCGGUUCCGCGAAUCCUCACUCGCGUGGACCACCCUCAUCUCUGUUCCCAUCUACCACCGCUUCGCCCCAAUCAGCAUCCCUGAUCACUACAACCAGCAACACACAUGCAACAUGGUCUAGCACUCGUACGCAGUCCAGACAUACUGCGUCUUCGGCAGCUUCCCGUUCAACAGUCGCUGUUUCUUGUGUGCUUGAGGCGCAAGCGCCCACUGGAUCGGAAUUAGCUGGAUUUUUCCAUCCACUCUUGUUUAUCGACUGAUAACAAAACUACUGCUGCCCGUCAGGAUAACCGCGUGAAAAAUAAGUGAAAUAAUUAGUGAUGCUAUUUUCACGGCUAUCACUGUUUCAUACUGUUUACCUUCCAGUUACACCUGUUUUCAUUCUCUUCCCAGUAUCUUCGUUCCAUUGACAAGCACUAUAUGGUUACUAUUGUCUGCGUCGUUGAGCCCCAUCCUGUUAAAACCACUCGGGUCUUUCGUUCCUUCAAGCGUUUGGCUGUCUCCCGAUAGAUUGACCGAAGAUCUUAACGACAUGUACAGCAGUAGAUUGAACCAUUUACAGGGAGUCCAUGCGCCAUCUUCAGACUAGUCAUCCAGUGUUGCAAAAUCGCUGAGUAGAUGAGUGGCUGGUUGCCAGUCUUUCGAUUCUAGCGGGAUUCGUCCGUGCAUUCGGACAACUUUCUAAUUCAGAUUCACACGGACCGAUCUCCUGUCGUGCUUUGGUUCUUACUCAUUCACUGUGAUCUUGCAAUUCAUUCACAACUGCCCCUUCUCUGUCAACUGGAGUUUGCUACUCACACUCACUGACGUCUAUUCUUAUAUUUUUGUGCUCUCUGUUCAACGGGUAUUGGUCUACCAGAAGUCGACCUUGUUCGUUAGAUUUUAAACAUUUCACCCCACAACGUCCUACAAAUGUUUUUAUCUUUCGCUGAUUUCUCUGCACGUGACGACGGUCUGUUGGAACGGAUUCUUUCCGUAGCUGCUCCCGUGCGACCUGUUUUUGAGUAUGGUGACGCAGAGGAAACACGUGCGAUCACAAACACAGUCAAAUACAAAUAAGUAACAAAAACAAACAAUUGAUUUCGCAGAAUAUUCUGAUUAGACUAUUUCUGAUCUAACCUCUGAUCCCGUACCGAACCCUUUGACUUGCUUUUGUUCGAAACGCUGCUUGUGUUUCGUUUUGCUGUUUUCGCGUCAGCUGCCCACCUAUUUUCGGCUGGUAUGCAACAUCGCAUGUGGCCACCGAUUUGCCUACGAGCAUUUGCGACAAUAUGUCUAUCCACACUCGCCACUCGAACGGAUAGUUGAGAGCAAUACUGCCGUAACGCAGGAAAAUUAUCCGUAGACGUGACCUUACGCGCCGAGCCGGGAUAGGGGGUGUUUCAUAUUAUGUGUUAUUGGUAUAAUGUCAACUGGAGAUA